ACAAAAACCUUUUCAUUUUAGUAUAAAGCAGUAUGUUGAGUAUAACUGAUGGUCUUCGUGGGGAUAUCGUGUCUGCAUGUUUGUCUGGACCCGCUGUGGUUAUGUACAUAAUGUCAUUAAGUUUUCUUUAGCGACCCGAAAGGAUCGUUAACCACCGUGGAACUAAAGCGGGGAGUUGAUAGCUGUUUCUGGCGUUGACGCUUUUAAAAGUUUACCUCUUCUUUAGUCUACAUUUUUUUAUUGAUACAUUUUAUAUGGUCACAGGCUGAUUUGAAUCUGAUUCCAGUCUCAGCAAAAGUGUAGAAGAGCCAGGUUUUAUGUCUGAAAGCUUGAUUCACUAGAACAUGUGAAGGUUGCAGACGGGGAUUGUGAAAAGGAAAAAGUCAAGAGGACCGAGGAUGUCUGAGACGAUGAAGGUUGAAGCAGACGGACCUGGAGGCUUGGAGCCCUCCACGCCUGCAGCAUCCACGUCACAGCUGGAGGAAACAAAAGACAGCCAAGAUCUCAUUCAUCAGAUGUUGGUGGUCAAAGUGGUUCCUCAUGACUGGAGCCCGAGUUCAGAAGAGCAGGACCAAGAGUCCCCCCACAUAAAGGAAGAAGACGAGGAGCAGGGGAUCAGUCAUCAUGAAGAGCGACUUACUGUGAAGAUUGAAGAUGGAGAGAAAAGUGAAGAUGAAGAGAAACAUAACUCAAAGUUAUAUCAACUGAAAACUGAAGACAACAGAGAGACAGAAGCUCUAAUCAGCACCUCAGCUGAACAAAUGGAAACAGAACCGAAUGGAGGGGACUGUGCAGGAGCAGAACCAGACAGGAACACGGGUCCAGGAUGUUCUUUUCAACAAAGUAAGAUGGCUAUUCACAGAAGACAUCGAUCAUCUAAACUUACGGCUCAGAUAGGAAUCCAAGAAGGCAAGAAGACAGAUGGCGGCAGCCCUGGUAGUAAAAAUUUCAAACACAAGACUCAAGAUGAUUUAAACAUGACAAAGUAUGCUGCAAAGGGAAACCACAGCUGUGAUAUCUGUGGUAAAGAAUUUGUAGUAAAGCGUUAUCUCCAGACACAUAUGAGACUCCACACUCAUGAGAGACCGUUUGCUUGUGAUGUUUGUUCUAAAAGGUUCCAUAGAAAGACAAAUCUUAAAAUCCACAUGAUGGCCCAUUCUGGAGAAAAACCUUUUUCCUGUGUGGUUUGUGGUAAGAGAUUUAAGGUAAAGGAAAGUCUUAAAAAUCACAUGAAAAUGCACACCACAGAGAGACCAUUUGUGUGUAAUAUUUGUAGCAAAGAAUUUUUAAGACAAGAAAGUUUAAAAAGUCACAUGUGUAGUCACACAGGAGAGAAACCUUUCAUUUGUAGCGUUUGUAGUAAAGGAUUUUCACGACAUUUGGAACUGAAGAGACACAUGUCUGUUCACACUGGGGAAAAACCAUUUAUUUGUAGUGUUUGCGCAAAAGCCUUUUCCCUGAAAGAUCACCUAAAGAAGCACAUGCAUGUUCACACAGGAGAGAAACCUUUUAUUUGUAGUGUAUGCAGCAAAAGAUUUUCACAAAAACAGAAUCUAAAGAGUCACAUGUAUGUUCAUACUGGAGAGAAACCGUUUGUUUGUAGCAUUUGCAGUAAACCAUUUUCACGACAAGAAAGUCUAAAAACUCACAUGCAUGUUCACACAGGGGAGAAACCAUUUAUUUGUACUGUUUGCAGUAAAGGAUUUUCACAACCAAGAAAACUUAAGACUCACAUGCGUGUUCACACAGGAGAGAAGCCAUUUGUUUGCGGUGUUUGUAAUCAAGGAUUUUCGCAACGCAGAGACCUGAAAAAACACACUGCUGUUCAUACUGGUCAGUUCAGCUGUAGUGAGUGUGAUAAACGUUUUGUGAAGGAAAUCCAGUUGGAGCAACACAUGAGACUCCACUCGAGGGAGAGACCAUUUGGUUGUGACGUCUGUAAAAGCAGAUUUAAUCAAAAAUGUGUUCUUGAAAAUCACAUGAGAGUUCACUCAGGAGAGAAACCUUUUGUUUGUAGUGUUUGUAAAAGAGGAUUUGUGCGACACGAAAACCUUAAGAAGCAUAUGGGUGUUCAUCAAGGGUGCAUUUAAUGUGCACCACUGGUCUACAUGAUAGUAAACAAUUCCCACAGUUAAGAAUCUAAUGACCAUUGAAGUGUGAAUUUAAAGACUCUUUUUCUUCUGUCAUUUAUCAGCUCUACUUCACAAUUUCAAAAACUUUUAUAGAAUUCAAACUUCAACAGAAAUAUUCCCCUCUGAUUACAGGUAUUGUAACCAUUUCAGUGCUCUUUGAAAUCAUAAUUCAACUUCUACGGAGAUAUAAAGUGUCCACUUUCCAACAUGUCAGUAUUCUUAACUCAACAGCCAAAAAUUAUUAAUCGAAAGCAACUCUAAGCAAAUGUGCUUUCAACUCAGCAUUUUUUAUUUAUUUAUUUUUCAGCUUUCUGGAAAUUUGUUCCAGAUUACUAGAGUAUAAAAACUGAAUACUGCUUCCCUGAUUCUGAGAUGGAGAGGUGUAGUCAACUCUCCUACAGGCUACAACUGCAUUGUGGAUUAGCUUCUGAUUUUUUUAGGCAGUAACACGACUGUUGGGGUUAGUCAAUCCAACCAAAGAUGAAUGCAUGAAUGGGUUUAUCUAGAUCUUCCUGGGACAUUAAUCCCUUUUAAAACUUUGAAAUGUUCCUCUGGAGAUAGAUGUUUGUAAUUGCCUUUUUGUGUCUGAAGGUUCAGAUCACUACACUCAGAUUUUGGAUAUCAUCUCUCAUUUCAAACUGUAACGGUUGAAGCUGUGUGUCGACUCUUGAUCAUUCCAAAGAUAACUUCUGUUUUGUUUAGUUAUAUUUUGAAAUUGUAAAUCCUGGAAAGCUAAUUUUCUAAGCAAUUUCUAUUGUAAAACAGAAAAACUUCAAACAAAAUUUCCAUAAAAUACAUUUCAACAAAUAUUUGCUUACUAUAAUUAUGUUAUGAGAGUUCACUAGUCAACAGCAACAUUUAUUCUGACAUUUUCUUCAAAAAUGGAAACGGGAGAGUUAAUCUUUAUAAAGAACUGUUCCCUAAAAUGCAGCAGUUUUUGUUUAAAAACACAAUUUUAUAACAGUAAUAAAGGUCAAACUUCUAUAUGUUUCUUCUGUAUAAUUGCUAUUUAUGCAUACAUUGUUUGCAUUUCCCAUACCAGUGGUAGAGUGAUAUGUUGCACAAUGUAAUUUUGGUUUGAAUAAUGAAAUAAAUUACCUGCUGGUUUAAUAAUUAGCUACAAAAUCUUAGAUUUCCACUAGAGAUGUAAGCUAUCCUCAAAUCUAAUUUACUCACAUGAUCUGUAUUUUUCACUCACCACUGCUUGAAAAUGCUUUUUUUUCGUCAUGUAUAAAAACGAAGCAUGUAAAACACCAUGCUUCGUUUUUAGAUGUGUUCUAAACAACUGUAAUAAACUUAUUUAAAAACCGUUUUGGAUUGAAUUUGAUUCGAUAUUGAUUUAUGUGAGCUGUGCAGAUUUU
This is a messenger RNA of Poeciliopsis prolifica (blackstripe livebearer), 3493 nucleotides long. Its product is annotated as gastrula zinc finger protein XlCGF26.1-like. The record is from RefSeq and is a predicted model, not a curated record. The transcript is spliced from 2 exons. Gene Ontology annotation, molecular function: DNA-binding transcription factor activity, RNA polymerase II-specific; RNA polymerase II cis-regulatory region sequence-specific DNA binding. Lineage: Eukaryota; Metazoa; Chordata; Actinopteri; Cyprinodontiformes; Poeciliidae. Bases 399 to 2090 code for a protein of 563 amino acids. Gene Ontology annotation, biological process: regulation of transcription by RNA polymerase II.